This is a messenger RNA of Dendroctonus ponderosae (mountain pine beetle), 1869 nucleotides long. It is a transcript of the gene Ubc2, whose product is annotated as ubiquitin-conjugating enzyme E2-24 kDa. Gene Ontology annotation, biological process: protein polyubiquitination. The transcript is spliced from 4 exons. Gene Ontology annotation, molecular function: ubiquitin conjugating enzyme activity. Gene Ontology annotation, cellular component: nucleus. The record is from RefSeq and is a predicted model, not a curated record. The coding region runs from base 115 to 675 and encodes 186 amino acids. Lineage: Eukaryota; Metazoa; Arthropoda; Insecta; Coleoptera; Curculionidae.
CUUUUACAUUUUCACUUUUCAGUUCAGAAGUACGCCAUGAUCAGCCGAAUCUUUGUAAAUUUUGAAUAGGAGUGUAAUUUAUUUUUGAGUGACUCCGUUGAUUGGUUGCAGAUUAUGUCCGCAGCUGGAUCGAGUGGUUCAGGUAGAGGUAGAGGUGGACAAGCCACAGUUGGCGAUCAAAAAGAAUCUAAAGAAAGCAAACCUAAUCCAAAAAUGUCUAAAGCUCUGGGCACUUCUGCUAAACGGAUUCAAAAAGAGCUGGCCGAGAUCACUCUUGAUCCUCCGCCAAAUUGUAGCGCAGGUCCUAAAGGAGAAAACUUUUAUGAAUGGGUUUCUACAAUUUUAGGACCACCUGGAUCUGUCUAUGAGGGUGGCGUCUUCUUCCUUGAUAUCCAUUUUUCCCCGGAAUACCCCUUCAAGCCUCCCAAGGUGACGUUCAGAACUCGGAUUUAUCACUGCAAUAUCAACAGUCAAGGAGUAAUAUGUCUAGACAUAUUGAAAGAUAACUGGUCACCAGCGUUGACCAUAUCUAAAGUUUUACUCUCAAUCUGCUCGCUGUUAACAGAUUGCAAUCCAGCUGAUCCACUAGUAGGCAGUAUAGCAACGCAAUACCUUCAAAAUCGCGAUGAACACGAUCGUAUAGCUCGCCUCUGGACUAAGCGGUACGCCACGUGAUUUGGUUGCCCCCAUUAUUGGCCCUUCCAGUCAUUGUCCUUACUCUGCCCGUACAGGCAACUUCGUAUUUUGAUCAUAAACAUAUAAUUUUAUUCUUGUAAUGUUUUUGUAAGUUUGUAAUACCUUUAAUGUCUUAAGUUAAUUGUUUACAAGGUUCAAGACAUUCAAAUGUAAGAUGCGUUAAAUUCAUAAGCGUUCUUCCUCUUCUAGUGUUCCAGGAAGAAACUGAACAACAUUCUAACGUUUAGAUGUAAAGAGUUGUGAUCUCUCUUUCAGUGUGCUUAAACUAUACUGAAUUCCGUAAUGAUGACAAAAUUUUUCAUGUGCUUUUUGCAAUUAUGUUGUCUGAUCAAUUGCUAGUUAUUACAGCACAAGACAAGUGUAUUUCGGUUUGUGAUAUAUCUGAUAAGUUUUUGAGACCUGCAUCCAUAUCAAAGCUGAAACUCGAUAGGUUAACUAAAAUGUUCGUAUUCCACCAGUUAAAAAGUUUCCUAAUGCUAUUCGUACAGUUGCCAAAUACUUAUACCUUCCAGUAUUUAGGCGUACUGAAAAACUUUAUGUUCCUGGUGAUUUCGUAUUUAUCCAUAGCGGGAAAUGCAAAGUGUGGUACCAUUUUGUAAUGAUGGAUUUGGAAAGUAUAUUUUAAUAGUAUGAUUGAUACACAUGUUGUAGACUUUUGCUAACAAUACGUCUAUCAAUUUAUACUAUAAUUCGACUAUUAGUGUAUAUCAUAACAAUUGUCGCAAAUAGUCCUGCAAUAUGUGCAAUUUAAUCGUUGUAGAUUGCUUGUGCAGAUACAUUUCGUUUUAUUGCGAUACUAUUAUGUUCGUGAAUAAAAUGCAAUAAGUACAUUUUCUAAUCGGCUUUCUGUGAAGUGAUUUUGUAAGAGAAUAUGGACUAUUCAUCUAGGUACUGUUUAGUUCUUAAUGGCGUAAUAAAUUUUAGUAUGUAAACUGGUUAUUUAAUGUGCAAGUCGUUGUGAUAUGAAAGCCAAAUUCAAUUUUUGUUUGCUAUUCAUUCAGAAAGACGUUGUCGUCUCGGUAAUAUUGCCACAUAUAUGGAUAAAAACAAGACGAUAUUUUAAUUAUUAGACUGAAGAACGGAAGAUUAAAGUAAAUUAAGUAACUUUUGUGUACAAACAUCUUGUUAAAUAGGGAACCGAAGGUUGUGUAAUAAACAAACUUGAAUAAUUAA